Molecule: messenger RNA, 10923 nt
Organism: Notolabrus celidotus (New Zealand spotty)
Lineage: Eukaryota; Metazoa; Chordata; Actinopteri; Labriformes; Labridae
Gene: nav2a
Product: neuron navigator 2a
Exons: 40
Coding region: 555-7907 (2450 amino acids)
Biological process (GO): nervous system development; neurogenesis
Molecular function (GO): ATP binding; ATP hydrolysis activity; protein binding
Source: RefSeq, a predicted model, not a curated record
ACCUGAACGCAUCAUCAGGCUGCUCCGCUCGCAGCCAGAGGAACGGACAGCGCUGCACACGAGGCAGGGACCAUCUCCACCGGGAGGGACAGAAACAGACAAGUGCGAGAGGCAGACUGGAUUCAAUCUCCUUCAGCUGAGAGGAUCAUGAAGUUCUACUGUAAGACCAGAUCUCCGUGGCGGGGAUGAUGGUUUUUGGAGCGAGAACCUUCCUGGUUGUUUCAGGUUCCUGUUCUCUGCCCUGAUGCUCCCUUCAGGACAGCCUCUCCGGAUUGAAGGAUACAAAGAGAAACCACCAAGUAAGGAUAUGACUGAGUCAAGGAUUGUGGUUGAGGUCGGAUCCUCCCAGAGAUUGGGUGUCGUCUUUCUCAUGAAGCAAAGUUGAUGGAAAGACAGUUUUCCCUGUUUUUGGAUAGUAACUUGGAACUCAGUGGGUUCAAGAGGGGGACUUAAAUACUUUGAGCAGGUAUUCCCUUCAUUCCCUAGAAGACUUUUGUGAAAGUUGGAUAUAUUAAGCCGUGGGAGAGCCUGAGUCCUCCCUCACCUAUGGGAAGAUGGAGGCAGGAGCAGAGGCUAGUCCACAACAGCACUCCAGGAGGAAAACCGUGCUGCACUGUUUGGAGGACCAGAAAAGAAUCUACACGGACUGGGCCAACCACUACCUUGCCAAGUCAGGACACAAGCGCCUGAUCAAGGACCUGCAAACGGACGUCACAGAUGGAGUGCUGCUGGCUGAGAUCAUCCAGGUCGUAGCCAACGAGAAGAUUGAUGACAUCAAUGGCUGUCCAAAGAGCCGUUCUCAGAUGAUUGAGAACAUCGACGCCUGCCUCAGUUUCCUGGCAGCCAAAGGAGUCAACAUCCAGGGUCUGUCUGCGGAGGAGAUCCGGAAUGGUAAUCUGAAAGCCAUCCUCGGCCUCUUCUUCAGUUUAUCCCGCUACAAACAGCAGCAGCAGCAGGCCCACCGGCAGAACUCCCAGCCCUCUCUCCUCUCUGCCGCCCAGUCCCAGAGCGCACAUCCCCCCCUGACCCAGCAGAGCAGCGCACCGGCACAGCUCAGCCACUCUCCGCAUGGGACUCCUGCCCCCACAGCCCAGAAAGCAGCACAGGCCGAGAUGCAGUCCAGACUUCCUGGCCCCUCGGCGAGGGUGUCCACUGCCGGCAGUGACAUCCCUCCAAGAGGCUCGGUCAGUGCUGCUGGGAACCGACGCAGCCAGGGCUUCAGUGACAAAACCAAAGCCACCCCUCACCUGAACAAAGAUUCCUCAGAGGGCCUGACCUCACAGCCUUCAGUGAUGAUUGAGCAUGCUCUAUCGUCCGCAGUGACCGCCAGCUCCUCCACCAGCAUCCCCGCUGCUACCUCCGCCCUGAGUCCUCCUCCAUCUUCUUCAUCAUCCUCAUCCACGGCCAUCCCCCAGCCCAACAGCAACAGCAAACCCUGGAGGAGCAAAUCUAUGAGCUCCAAGAACACCUCUCCUUCCACCAGCACAUCCACAUCCUCUGCCAUGCAGUCAGUGAAGCAGGGGAAGGACUCCACCUCUAAAGCCGCCCCAGAGAGCGAAGCUCCACCUAAAGUUGUAGCUCAAAAGUCAAUGCUGGAGAAGCUAAAGCUCUUUAACAGCAAGGGAGGCUCCAAAUCUUCCUCCUCCUCCUCAUCUAAUGGUGCAGGGUCUGAUAAUGCUGCCCAGGCCAGGCCGCUCACUGUGGGGCAGGUGGAGAGAGCUGAGACAGGCUCCAACACUGACCCCUUGGAGGAAGAGGAUGGAAACGUUCGGCCUGGGAUGAAUGGUACCAGUAAUGGGACGGCCUACGCAGCCGCUCCCUCUGCAGGUACAACUGUCGCCACAACUGCCAGCAGCCCCAAAAUCGCCCUGAGGGGCAUCGCCCAGCGCACUUUCAGCAGAGCUUUAACUGCCAAGAAGAGCUCAGUCAAAAGCUCUGACAAAGACAAAGAUAAGGGGAAGGAGAAGGAGAAGGACAAAGGGAAGGACAUGGGAAAACGAGGCUCGGUCCCUGAUAGGGUAGAGCUCAGGGGGGAGGAGCUUAAAGAGGAAGCAGCACCUGUAGCUGCAGACACAGACAGUUCAAAUAAAAAGUCCUCUAAAAUCACCAGCUUCAUUCCCAAGGGGGGCAAAGUGGCCAAAAAGGAGAGCUCCACACCUGCACAAAGCGGAAUACCAAAGCCAGGAAGUAAAGCAGUCGGGGGGAAAACUUCCUCAGUGAAGGAGGCAGGGGAGAGGCCUCGGAGCAUGCGUUUAGGAGGGGGUCUCAUCAUGCACCGUGGUGCCCUGGACAGAGACAAAGACAGGGACAGCAGACACUCCAGCUCCACCUCCAGCCUGGCCUCCACAGACGGGAAGAGCAGCCUUGCCCCAGGGGCCGGAGGAGGAACUACACAGAGCACAGCCAGCAACACAGUCAGCGUGCAGCUACCUCAGACCCAACAGCACCACAGCCACCCCAACACGGCCACCGUCGCACCUUUCAUGUACAGAUCCCAAACUGACGGCGAGGGAACGGGGAGCAUUGAGACGGGCUCAGGAGGGAUUGGAGGGGAUAUUUCCUUCACCAAGAGCGGUCAGCUCUCCAUUGAGGACCUCUCAGCUGAAGACCCAGAGACGAGGCGGUUGCGUACGGUCAAAAACAUAGCAGACCUGAGGCAAAACCUGGAGGACACCAUGUCCAGCCUGCGAGGAACUCAGGUCUCACACAGCACCUUGGAGACCACCUUCGAUGGCAACGUCACGACAGACGUCAGCUGUGGUGGAGGAAGCAGUGCCGGCAGCAACAACAGCGCAGGGAGUCGGAGCAUCCUCAGCAUCACUUCCUCUCGUCCCUCUCUGUCGUCAUGGCGGUUGGGUCAGUCCAGCCCUCGUCUGCAGGCCGGCGAUGCCCCCUCCAUGGGGAAUAGCUACGGUGGAAGGGUGGUUGGCGGGCAGGGAGGACGCUACUUGUACCCCGGGCAUCUCAGACGGCAGCUGGCAGGCCGAGGAGGAGCUAUCUGCAGCGUGGACCUCGGAGACAGAGCCGGAGACGACAUGGACCUGGACAGUCUCUCCAUGGAGGUCACCGGUUACAUGAGCGAUGGUGACGUGCUGAGCAAGAACGCAACGCGCACUGAUGAUGUCACCAGCGGCUAUUUGACUGACGGAGGGUUGGGUCUGUACACGCGACGCCUGAACCGCCUGCCCGACAGCAUGGCCGCCGUCCGAGAGACGCUCCAUCGGAAAACGUCGUCAGGACAGGGAGAUGCUGACAGCUGGGAUGACAGCAGCUCGGUGAGCAGUGGCAUCAGUGACAACAUCGACACAGAUGACAUCAACACCAGCUCCUCCAUCUCCUCCUACGCCAACACGCCGGCAACACAGCGCAAAGGCCUCAACACACAGCCUGUGACGGAUGCAGAGAAGCACUCGGCCUCCACAGCGGUGCACCAGGCCUGGUCAGGAGACGAGGUAAAGAGACCAGACGGCGGGUCAGACAGCGGGGUCAGGAUGGAGCCAGGCUCCAAGUGGAGCCGACGGAACCCCUCCGACAUCUCUGACGAGUCCGACAAGGGCGGCUCGGGGAGGAAGACCCCCUCUGUGUCCCACACGGGUUCAUGGAGGAGGGGAAUGAGCACUCAGGUGGGGGUGACUUCACCUCGCACUAAAAGCACCAGUAGCUCUGGCUCCACGGGAUCUGUUGGCCUCAAGACGCACAGCUCAGCAGGUAAGACUGAUGACGUCAAGGUGUCAGAGAAAGGUCGUCUCUCUCCUCGCCCUAACGGCCUUCACCGCUCGCCCUCAGAUGCGGGACGCAGCAGCGGAGACGAGGCAAAGAAGCAAUCAAUCUCCUCCAGCCGCACGGCAAACACACACACCCUCACACACACUGUCUCAGACCCUCACUCACAGACACACACACUCACCUCACGCACCCCCACCAGCACCUUCGGCUUCAAGAAGCAGGGCCAUGGGAUGGUCACCAUGGUCACUGCGAGUGGUGCCACCAUCACAAGCGGCUCAGCCACCCUGGGGAAGAUGCCCAAGUCUGGGGCUCGCUCUCUGGCAGGAGGGCUGAAGUCAGGUGGACAGGAUGGAGGGUCGGCGCUGGGUCACCACGAUGACGGCUUCCUUCCCAUGAGCGCUCGCUCCACGCUGCAGUACCGCAGCCUGCCCAGACCCAGCCGCUCAGGAGCAGCCGCCCGCAACGGAAACCGCUCCUCCACCAGCAGCAUCGAGGCUGCUGUGCUCUCCGUCACGUCACACGGCAAGAACUCACUCAGCAUCACCAAGGCCAACGGCUCAGCAGGGCUGAUGGCCAACCAGACGGACCGGGAGAAAGGUGUCUCUGACAUCGACAACCUCAGGAGUGGAGCGGUGAUGCAGGGCGGUGGAGCUGCGACUGUUCCUCUGACCGGGAGACAGCAGGUUUCUUCACCAACACUACGCAGGUUGUUUGGUGGGAAACCGAGUAAACAGGCUCCGGUCACCACGGCUGAAAACAUGAAGAACUCCACUGUUAUCUCCAACCCCCACGCCACCAUGAACCAUGUGACCACGGUGCUGGAGUCUCCUGACGGAGGGCAUGGAGGAGGGGACGGCGAGAUCAGCAGCCCCCUGUUUGGAGGCAGAUUGCAGGGAUCGGGGAUGGGGACGCUGGGCAGCGAGCAGGCCUCCAGUCCCGGCUCAGUCUACUCCUCCACCGGCCCCUCCAACAGCCUGACGUGGGGCACCACCUUCAGCAGCUCCUCCGCCCAGAGCAGGGAGAGCACGCUGGGCGGGCACGGCGGAGCGGGCAGCAUGGGAUUCCCCUCCGUCAGCAGCAUGCACACCAGCAGCGAGUCCAUCGACAUGAGCCUGGGCAGCGCCGGACACGGGGUCCACAGGGAGGACACUCUGUCUGCUCUGGGCCGUACGGGCAGCGUCAAGACCGGCAUGUCUGAGAGUCCCCUCUCUUCUCCCUCUGCUAGCCCUAUAUUCAGCCGAAACACGCUGCCUCGGAAGCAGGACAGCGGGACUCACUGUGGUAGAAACACUCUGCCUAAGAAAGGACUCAGGUAUGGACCGACCCCUCAGCUGCGAGGUCACGAGGAGGCCCGGGAUUGGCUGCGCUCCCACUCAACCAGCGGGCUUCAGGACUCAGCCAGUAACUCCCCGUUCUCCCCUGGGUCCAGCCUCACCUCCCCCUCAGGCACCCGCUUCAACUUUGGACAGCUGGCUUCCAGCCCGACUUCAGCAGCUCAGAUCAACCUCGCUGGUAUGCGCAACAACAGCCUGACCAAUCAGGACCCUUCCUUUGACCCCUGCAGCGACAACAGACUGAGAAACUCCUGCAUGUCACUGGACGAGAAGACUCGCACCAUGAGCAGAUCGGGCUCCUUCAGGGACGGCUUCGAGGAAGUUCAUGGAUCAUCACUGUCUCUGGUCUCCAGCACGUCUUCCAUUUACUCCACUAACGAGGAGAAGUCUCAGUCGGAGAUCCGAAAGCUGCGCCGGGAGCUGGAUGCUUCCCAGGAAAAGGUUUCCGCCUUGACGACACAACUGAGCGCCAACGCCCACCUGGUGGCAGCAUUUGAACAGAGCCUGGGCAACAUGACCAUCAGACUGAAGAGUCUCACCUUGACAGCAGAGCAGAAGGACUCCGAGCUGAAUGAGCUGAGGAAGACUAUCGAGCUGCUGAAGAAGCAGAACGCUGUCGCUCAGGCUGCCAUCAAUGGAGUCAUCAACACGCCUGAACUUACACACAAAGGGGAAAGGACAGGCGGCAGUAACGGCAGUCCACAACUACAGCAUCAUCAGCCUGACCUGCGCAUCAGGCGGCAGCACUCCUCCGACAGCGUCAGCAGCAUCACCAGCGCCACCAGCCACUCCAGCGUGGGCUCCAACUUGGACGCUGACGCCAAGAACAAGAAGAAGAACAAGAAGAACUGGCUGCGGAGCUCCUUCAAACAAGCGUUCAGCAAGAAGAAGUCUCCAAAGUCGGCAUCCUCUCACUCUGACAUCGAGGAGAUGACCGACUCGUCGCUGCCGUCCUCGCCCAAACUUCCUCACAACGGCUCUGCGGCCUCCAGUCACAUGCUCAGGAACACACACUCCAACUCGCUAUUGUCUGAGUGUCUGGACAGCGAGGCAGAGACGGUGAUGCAGCUGCGCAGUGAGCUCAGGGAGAAGGAGAUGAAGCUGACAGACAUCCGGCUGGAGGCCCUCAGCUCCGCUCAUCAGCUGGACCAGCUCAGGGAGGCCAUGAACCGCAUGCAGGUGGAGAUCGAGAAGCUAAAGUCAGAGAACGACCGUCUGAAGGUGGAGAAUAAGGGCAGCAGGAUGGGCUCCCAGGUCUCCAUCUCAUCCUCUCCUCCUCCCCCUCACACACACAGCCAGGCUCAGGGUUCCGGACCGGCUAUGUCCCAGCACAGCCUCAACCUGACCACCAGCGAGUCCACUAGCCUUGACAUGCUGCUGGAUGACACCGGGGGAGAAGGAGGGAUGAGGAAGGAGGGACGACACGUGAAGAUGGUCGUCAGCCUGGACGAGGACAGCAAGUGGGGAGAGGAGGGUCGAACUCGCCAUUUUCUCAUUGGUUGCAUCGGUGUGAGCGGAAAAACCAAGUGGGAUGUCCUGGAUGGAGUGGUUAGACGCCUUUUCAAGGAGUACAUCACCCAUGUGGACCCAGUGAGCCAGCUGGGCCUGAGCUCAGACAGCGUGGAGGGAUACAACAUUGGAGAAAUCCACCGGCCCAGCAGCCCCCGGGCUGCUCAGACGCCCGAGCUGCUGCCCUGCGGCUACCUGGUGGGAGACAGCAACACCAUCAACAUCCAGCUCAAAGGUGUGAGCAGUGAGAACGUGGACUCUCUGGUGUUCGACACUCUGAUCCCAAAGCCGAUGCUGCAGCGCUACGUCUCCCUGCUGAAGGAGCACAGACGAGUCAUCCUGUCAGGCCCCAGCGGCACGGGGAAGACCUACCUGGCCAAUCAGCUGUCUCGACACCUGCUGCUGCUGGACGGUCGACCUGUGACCCCACACGCUGUCGUCACUUUCAACGUGGACCACAAGUCCAGCAAGGAGUUGCGUCAGUACCUGUCAGGUCUGGCUGAGCAGUGCAGCGGUGUUGCAGGUGCAGAGAGCCCUCUAGUGGUCAUUUUGGACAACCUGCAUCAUGUCAGCUCGCUGGGAGAGAUCUUCAAUGGGGUCUUCAACUGCAACUACCAACACAGCCCUUACAUUAUCGGCACAAUGAGCCAAGCCACAUCAUCGGCCCCCAACCUGCAGCUUCAUCAUAACUUCAGGUGGGUGCUCUGUGCCAACCACAUGGAGCCAGUGAAAGGCUUCCUGGGUCGCUACCUGAGGAGGAAGCUGAUCGAGACAGAGAUCGGCAGCCGGACGCGUAACAUGGAGCUGGUGAAGAUCAUCGACUGGAUCCCGCGGGUCUGGCACCACCUCAACCGCUUCCUGGAGGCACACAGCUCCUCUGACGUCACCAUCGGACCUCGUCUCUUCCUGUCCUGUCCCAUGGACGUGGAGGGAUCCAGAGUUUGGUUCACCGACCUCUGGAAUUACUCCAUCAUCCCGUACAUGCUGGAGGCCAUACGAGAGGGAUUACAGCUGUACGGCCGCAGGGCUGCGUGGGAGGACCCUGCUGCCUGGGUGAUAGACACGUACCCGUGGUCAGCCACACCGACUCCGUCUGAAUGGCCCCCGCUGCUGCAGCUCCGCCCAGAGGACGUCGGGUUUGAUGGUUACUCUGCUCCAAGGGAGGGAGUCAGGAAGGAGCCCCCACAGAGCGACAGCGACGCAGACCCACUGAUGAACAUGCUGAUGCGUCUCAAGGAGGCAGCAACGUCGUCGAGCCCGCAGAGCUACGACAGCGACUCCAACAGCAACAGCCACCAGGACGAUAUCCUGGACUCAUCGCUGGAGUCCACUUUGUGAUGUCAUCGUAACACUGGGACUUCAUUCAGGAGGAACUUUGUCUGAAGAACUGUCCUCUGUGUUGAGGACUGCUUAGUGAGAGUAUAAUUUCAUGCCACAAAAUCCAGCCACCUUAUUUUGGGUGCAGGUAACCCAAGUAUGUAACGAGGAAAAGACAGAUUACAUUUCAGAGAGUGGGCGAGGAACGUUUCUACUGCACUGCGCUGUUUGAGUUUUUUGUUUUGUUUCACCGCUGUGGCCCGUGUCUCCUGGUGUCAGGAGCCUGACUUCUUCUGCAGAAUAAAAGCACACAGCCUGUCGCUAUCAGUGAGCUUCAUCAUCAACACCAACAUCAUCAUCAUCAGCCAUCAGCAUACUUUUAACACCAGCCAGGAUUACUCCAUCCUCCUCUGAGUGCAGUGCGCCUGAGCUGCCUGCAGAUGGCAACACUGCACCUUCUUUUUGAAGCACCUGUGAACCCACCAGCUGCUGAGAGCACCCGAUGAGGCUGCUGCUGGUUGGAUGAAUGAAAUGAUGGAUGGAAGGGUGGAUGGAACGCCAGCCACAUUUGACUUUUCAUCCUCUUCUAAUGCUGGAGGUCUGUGUGUGACUGCUGGAGGAUAAAUCAAGCCAAAGUGAAUGUUAGGUCCUGCAACAUUUCUAUUCACAGUCUUCAGAGAGACCAGAGCUCCAGUUUGACUAAACUGAACUCCAGACUAGAUCAAAGCAGAGUGUCUGAACUGAAAAGAGAUCAGAGUAAUCCAUGAAAGACUUACAUGUCCACAAAGAGUAAUCAUCUGUUGUGUCUUUGUUCUGCACGCAAACAAGAGGUUAAAGAACAGAACUUAUAUCGUUGCAUGUUCCAAAAACAAACUAUUUUAUUUUGAAAUAUAGAACUGCAAACCCUAUCAUUCUUUUAGAAUAUAAAAUACACUUGGAAAUUCAAAAGUUUGCUUUCCAAACAUUUUUCUUGGAGGCUGAUGUGAAUCUUGUGAGAAGGACUGAAGCUGCAAGAUGAAAGCUGCAGCUCUGUCUUGAUCAGACUGAAUCUGUGGAACACCAAUGGUAAUAAUGGCAGCAUGUUGGGUCCAAAAAUCAAAAUCUUGCAAACAGAACUGCAAGGAAAAUUCUUGAAUCAACGAUUUUCACAUAUGUCAAAAGUUUUGUUCAUCAAUCAUCUUCUGUAAUAGGAUAAUAAAGACACAAAAGUAACAGAGGAAGCAGAAAAAAGAAUGAGAGUUGGUUUGUUAAUAUCUUUAAAUCCAUCAUGUGAGCAUGUUAGGGAGGAAGUUGCCAAACGAAAGCAACACCACAAAUUCUGUGUAGAGAAGCCUCAAAGCUGAGAAGGAAAUAUUGAUUCCAUUCAACCAAAUAUCAGCUGUCCUUCCUGACUCUUUUGAUUCUAUAGGAGUUGACGCCUCAGAUGGAGCACCACUGAGGACAUCUGUGCUUCUGUCCUCCCUUAUGGCAGAGAAGCUGCCUCUUAAUGAAGCAGAGAUACAUAAAAAUGACAAUAAGUUAAAUUGUAAACACAAACAUGAGUCUGACCUCCUGAAUACAUAACAUCUGUAGCUCUUUUGAAGGCCAGCACUCACUCUGGUUUUAGCAUUCACCAUGGCUGGAUUCAUCCUCUCACUCUGUUUGAGAUCACGUCUUUUCUGUCUGUGUUGUAAGGUUCCAUAUCAUUUCAAAAACAACGCCUCCAUCACACCUACGUUUUUACUUUGGACCACUUGAUAAUCCUCUGAGAUCUCCAUGCACAUUGGCCCAAACAGGCUGUUGUAGCACAAAUAUCCUAAUGGUGCUGGACUGAGUUUUUGAAAAACAAUGCCUUACUCUUUUCUAACAGACUAUGUGCAUUAAACUGAUUCUUUAUUCGUCUAAGUGGCUGUAAACUAAACAGGGCUGCGAGUCGACUCUCCUGGAGGAGCGCCGUCGACCUCUCAUCAUAUCAAACACCAAUGCCGUGGGAUUGAGACGCGAAUGAGAAGCAGUGCUCUGGGGUCUCAAAUUAAGAUGUAUGCAUGUAUGACCCAGUGCUGUGAAGCUGGUGUAAAUAUGUCGGACCACUAGCAAGAAAAAAAUAUAUAUAUGUGAUGUGUUUCGGUGCUUGAGAUCAGAAUAUUUUGCAGAUGAGGGAACUUUAAGAUGUGUUGAUUUUAUACCUCAUCCCCAUCCUUUACUGUGCUCUCCUCAGAGUCUGUGUGAUGAUGUGAUUUGGGAGGAGCAAAAGAUGUCACAAGAUGGACUAAUUAAGUGAAAACUGGUGUACAUGCUGCUUUGUUUAAAGUGAUAUAAUUAAGGUUUAAAGGUACUUGUGGUUGAGUGAUAAUGUUAAACGGUUCAACAUCAUUUCUGUGGCCUAAAAAAAAAAGAGUAUGGUACUUUUCUUUGUUUUAAACCUCCCCGUCUGCCUUCUGGAAAGGGCAGGCAGGCGUUUAGAGCCGGGUCACGCAUCGCUUUCAGUGUUUUUUAUCACCGAUCCUAUGCAACAUUCAUUCUGAUCCCCAAACGGUAGCCAAAAGCUGAAUGUGCGUUUGUCCAGCACUGCCGAGAUGUACAGCAUGGAUCCAGAUUUGUGAGGACUUUUUGGGGGGAUUUGUCCACGUGUGUGUGUGUGUGUAUCAGUGUGUUUCUCCUGCUGCGGUCCCCUGUAAGCACAAAGAGACUGAUUCUCCCGUUUGUCUCAUGUAACGCCUGCUCUGAGAGGUGUGGAUGUCUUUGAAGCAUUUGAAUAGUCUGUCAGUUUAUUACUCACAAACUCAAUGAAUGUUUAGCCUUCUUUGCUAUGUACAUUUUUUAUAUGUAACAUAACUUUGUAUAUAGUUGAUUAUCUUGGGACAUUUUGAUGACUUUUUCUAGCUGAUUUGUAACAGUACUUGAAAAAGAGUAUUUUGUGUACAGUCUCUUUACAUCAGAGCAGAUCAGUGCUGUUUGUCAUCACUGGUCUGUCCAGGGCUCGUUGAAUUAAAUCUAUCACUGUACUAGUCUUAAGUUAUUGUGAUCCAAUAAAAAUUAAUAAUUAUUUAUGAAUGAA